Chlorocebus sabaeus (green monkey) is the source of this 2010-nucleotide messenger RNA. The record is from RefSeq and is a predicted model, not a curated record. Lineage: Eukaryota; Metazoa; Chordata; Mammalia; Primates; Cercopithecidae.
GGCGGCCUGGAGGGCCCAGACUCACAGCAGUGAGUGCCCAGGGGUGCAGGGAGGAAUCUCGAGAGGAGCUGAGGCUGGGUCAACUGUCUGCUGCGUGUGACGGACACCAGGGCCCUCCCAGGUCUGAGGUGGAGGCCCCUGCUGGGCCCCAUCGGUCUUCUCAACUCCUGCAGUUGGAAAGUUGGAAGAAGUCAGUCGGAUUGGGGCUUCCGGUGUGUCCCCAGCCUGAGCCCCCACUGGUCCUGAGCCCCCACGCCCCUCUCUGCCCCUCCAGGGUCCAGGUGGAGUUCUACGUCAACGAGAACACCUUCAAGGAGCGGCUCAAGCUGUUCUUCAUCAAAAACCAAAGAUCGAGCCUGAGGAUCCGGCUGUUCAACUUCUCCCUGAAGCUCCUCACCUGCCUGCUCUACAUCGUGCGCGUCCUGCUCGACGACCCGGCCCUGGGCAUCGGAUGGUGGGCCACCUGCGCGGCUGGGCGAGGGGUUGUGGGUCCCAGGGCUGAGCCUUCCUGCUGGGCCAUUACAGAGGCUGAUGGCGUCCCUGAGGGAGCUCCUGUGCCCAGGGCCUUGGGGAGUCCUUCCUUCUCCAGCGCCUGUCCCAGGAUGGAAAAAGCCAAGGACUCAGUGCCCAGGCUCCCGCAGAUGGCUCAGCAUAGGGAGAAAGGUCCCCAUCGUAGACUUCCAGCUGUGCCCUUAGCUGCUAGUGGACCCCAGAAGGUCCACGGAAAGGCCGGAGCAUCUAGGAAGCCCCUCCCUGCCCCCACAAGUGUCUUCGUGCUCACUUGAGCUUCUGCAGGUCAGGGAAGGGGGCGCCCAGCCCCCCGGGGAAAGCCCUACCUGUUUCUGGGGGUGUCUUCUACCCCUCCUGGGUCCUAAGGAGUCCCCUUCCCGGGGCCCAUCGUCCUGGGGCCAAUGCUCCAGGGACUUCCGGGAGAGGUGCUCGGGCAGCCGUGUGCACUGUCAGGUCCUCACCAGCCUCGCAGCAGCCACCAUGAGGGUGCAUGGGAACUUGCUCGCUGAGUCCUGUUCCGUCUCCUCCUGCUGUUGCUGCUUCGAGAAGUGGCAGCUGCUGGGACCUACUCUGUGCCCAGGGCGCCUUGGUGACUCCUGCUCCCUCUGUGUGGGUCCCAGGGGGACAUCAGCAGGGCUCCAUGGCCCUCAGUGCCGGAUUGUCCUGAGUCAUGUCUUUGGGGACCAGCCCCCAACCCCAGGCCUCUCGCUCUGGCUCCCUGGCACUUGGAUGCUGUGCUCUGUGUCCUGUUUCUUCUGUCCCCUCUCCUGCCUCGUUCCCUCGUUCACUUGUUCUGUCCUGCUUCCUGGUUUACAGAAAUCCUUCCUCUGAAUGUCCUUCCGAGGAUGGCAUCUCCAGUCCUUUCCUGUUUUACAGUUUCCCCAUCUGCUGGGCCUGUUUCUCCCGAGCUCACAUUGGGCCCUGAUUUUUUCAUACCCGUAAUCACCUCAAAUGUCUGGUGCUGUUUAUGCAUAAGAGUGCUCAGGCGCUGAGGGGCUCUGCAGCCACAUGUGUGGUGUGGUUGUCACCAUCCAGCCAUCGGGGUGAACCCUGCCAGGAUGUUGGUCCCCUCUCUGGCUGCGCAGAGCAGGUUCUUCCCUGGAGAGGAAGGCCUGACUGCCGGGAGCCUGGCUUCUGGGGGCCUAAAGGUGUGCAUGUGAACUUUUGCUCAAUCCCCUUUUCACCUGUUACUUCAUCACGGGGUGUCUGGCAUCCCCAGGCCAGAGACUUACCCUCUCCUAAGAAUCAACCUUCUGUCUUUGUCUAGGUCGGAAGAGGGCAGAACCCACUAGGAUAGUUUGAGAAGGAGAACUGGGCCCUAACUGACUUUCAGGCUACUUUCCUGGGUCACCCCCCACCCCAAGUCCCAGGGGCCCCGGGGCUUCUGGUUUCACCUCCCCACAGGGCACGAGUCUGUUAUGUUCACUGCCCAUGAACAUAACAUAGGGCAGACAGCGAGGGUACAUCCCUCAUCUGUGGGAUUGGGGGUAGCCCCGACUC